AGGAUCGUCGUAUCGAUACUAAGCUGCGCCACUACAUUCGCUGUUCCCCUGAUUCUCACGGAAUGCGAGGACGAGUCGUAUUCGCAGCAGUGGACUUCGCGUUUCCAACCUUUUGCCAACAACCCACACCUUCUCAACUUCUGAUAAAAAAACUAUCCGUCCGCCGGUAUUGAGUCGGUUUGAAGACGGCAGCAAAGAUGACUUCACUCCUCGACAACGUCACAUCGAAUACGCAGUAUCGCCAAACCAUUAUCAUUGUCCUGGCCUCCAUCCUCGCUGUAGUCCUCCACUGGAUUGAUACACGGGUUCCCAACGAAAAGCGACGCGAAAAGCGACGCGAACACGUGUUCCCAAGCGUACCUCCCGGACGCGGCGGCUACAAGAAAGCCCAGGCGCGAUACUCCCGGCAUGCCGGAGAAAUGAUAGAAGAGGGGCUCCGGAAGGUCGGAGAAUCCACCGCCUUCUGGGUGCCAACGAUGAUCGGGCCGACCAUGGUUACGCCGCGGAAGUACCUGGCGGAAAUCAAAAACCAUCCCGAUCUCAGCCUGUCGGAGUACGUCAUGGAUAAAUUCGGGUGUCAGACGGGGUUCGGAUCGGUCGUGGCAUCACGAAACUUCCUCAUGGUUGUCAGAAGGAUUACACAGUCACUCGGCCAUGUCACUGGUGCUAUCUCCGAUGAAGCGGUAUUGGCGCUGGACGAGAAGAUUCCCUUGACGGACGAAUGGUCCUCGCACAAGCUGAAUCCAGCUAUCAGAGACGUUGUUGCGCGCGUUAGUCACCGUAUUCUGCUUGGCGAUUCUCUGUGCCGCAACGAGCGCUGGCUCGACAUCACCCUAAUAUUCAAUAAGGCCGCGAUAUCGGCCGGCAUGGAGUUGCGGAGGUUCGGACAUCUUCUCGCACCGAUUGUCAAGGGGUGGCUAUCCUCAUACACAUCUUUCCGGAAAGCAAGCGGCGAUGCCAAUAACCUGAUAACGGACAUCGUCAGAGAGCGACGACAACAGGCGAAGGAGCAGGGCGAUGCCUACGUUCCACCGAAUGAUGCAUUGCAGUGGGCGAUGGACCUAGGAGAGCCGGACUGCAAUCUGGCGAAUUUUCAGCUGUUUUUGGCUUUCGUGGCGAUUCAUAACACCAGCUCGGCAUUGAUCCAUCUGAUAUAUGAUCUGUGCAUGUACCCGGAGUAUAUCGAGAUGCUGCGAGAAGAGGUGCGGGAGGUAAUCGGCGACGGCGACUUCACCGCCAGGAGUCAAGUGAUGAAGUUGAAGAAGAUGGACAGCGUCCUGAAAGAGAGCCAGCGGCUGCAUCCAAUCCAGAACGCCACCAUGCAGCGCAAAGCGACCAAAGACAUCGAGUUAUCCGACGGCUUCAAGAUCUACGCCGGCGAGUACAUACAAACCUCCACCUCCGUCCUCCGCGACCCGAGGAUCUACAGUGAACCUGGCACCUUCGACGGCCUGCGAUUCUACAAGAUGCGACAGCAGAUUGGCCAACAGCACGCCCACCAAUUUGCCAGCACGAGCGAGAAGUUCUUCGGCUUCGGUCACGGGAAACACGCCUGCCCUGGACGAUUCAUCGCGGCAAUGGAGAUCAAGAUCACCCUCGCGCAUCUGCUGAUGCGGUACGACUUCGAGUUUCCGGAGGGCCAGACAGAAAGGCCGAAGAACAUCUUCUUUGAAGAAGCCAUUGUUCCAAAUAUGGAUCAGGAGGUGUUGUUCAGAAGGAGGCGGUGAGCAGCUGGAAGACCUACCUGUGUACUUGCGUGUUUGUUUUUUUGCUUUGGAUUUGCUGGGAGAAUGGCCGGGAUAAUUUUAUAUAGAGUACCGGAUGUCCGAUGACCGAUGAAUGGAACGGGGUGUGAUCUGACAGUUUGACUGCCGUGAAAGUAUGUCUCGAUAGUGUGUUCUCUCAGGGUGGCCGGAUAAGUGAUGAACUCACCAGAAUCACUGCUGUUGACCUGUGCGAGCUGCAUGGCUUUCUGUGAUAAAUACUUCAUGGGACGUUGUGUGGUUUGAUGGUUUUUCUUUCGUUUAAUCUUCAAUUGCAUGCGACCUAUGUACGUAAUACGCCCGCCUUUAUCUAUUCUUUUUGCCUGAGAGAGAGAUGUUCCUGUUUUAUUUCGCAUGCAGCC
This is a messenger RNA of Tricharina praecox, 2125 nucleotides long. RefSeq names its product cytochrome P450. Lineage: Eukaryota; Fungi; Ascomycota; Pezizomycetes; Pezizales; Pyronemataceae. The coding region runs from base 198 to 1727 and encodes 509 amino acids. The transcript is spliced from 6 exons. The record is from RefSeq and is a predicted model, not a curated record. Gene Ontology annotation, molecular function: monooxygenase activity; iron ion binding; oxidoreductase activity, acting on paired donors, with incorporation or reduction of molecular oxygen.